AUGCGAAGGGGCAUGGCCCAAGGUGUGGCGGCGGCGGCGCUGGCGGCGGCAGCGUUUGUCGUCAUGGUCACAGUGACAAUGAUGAGCGGAGGAAGAAGUUCGGAGCUGAUCGUGUACCAAGACAAGUACCAGGAUGUGAAGGCUGGGGGCGACUGGCUGAGCUGCCUGCGAUGCCGUCAUGCUGAGCAUGCCUGCCAUCCUUCGAUCCAGGAGCAGAAGGGAACGGGAGGAAACGGCCAGCCAAACGCCUGUCCUCCGCAUACUGGGAUGACCCUGGUGUGGGUGAAGCGCAACGGAAAGCUGCAGCAGAAGUGGGUGGACAAGUCUAUCCUCAAGUGCGCUCAUGAGAGAGCCAUGCCACCCCAUGAGGAGGCCGAGAAUGCUGAGGCAUCCGAAAAUCAGGAGGGGGCUGAAGGAGAGGGAGAAGGGGAGGAGCAAGUCUUUUGUGUCAGGCCGGCACCGGGAGAGCGGUCGAAAUGGCCAGCAGAUCAAGACUGCAUGUCAAUGAAGGACUGGAUGGCUUCCCAAGGGUUGUAUGGGAGCGAAGCCAGCGAGGAGAGCGAGGAGGGUGGUAGCGAAGAGGGCGGGGAGAGCGGGGGGGAGGAGGCUGCGGAGCCUCAAGAACCCGCCCAGGAUGAGAGUGCUAAGACACCUUUUCAAAGUUGGUACGACGGCAAGCUCCAGGGUAUCUAUGAUCAAUAUUACGGAGCUUCGGAGGGCGGAGGCGAGGGAGAGGGGGGAGAAGAACAGUCCAGCGAGGAAGAGCCAGAGUCGGACGAGCAUGAUGCAUGUGAAGACGUCAGAAGGGAGGCGCUGCAGAUGGCAAAGCCGCCGUCCUUUGAAGAAUGUUAUGGACCAGCACAACUGCUCUGCCAGAUGUCUUGCUUCUCAGAAUGCCUCCGCGGCCAGCACCCAGUCAAUCUCAAGGCAAGACAGCAGAUGCUGUUCUUGGACAACUCCCUCCCCAUCGAUUCGAUGGAUCCAACAGGAUACGAUGAGGGUUUCGACCCUCCCCUGGUGGUUCCUGGGGGCAACCGUGAUAUGUUUGGAAUCAACAAUCAGCAAUAG
Messenger RNA from Guillardia theta CCMP2712, 1068 nucleotides. RefSeq lists its product as hypothetical. The record is from RefSeq and is a predicted model, not a curated record. Lineage: Eukaryota; Cryptophyceae; Pyrenomonadales; Geminigeraceae. Bases 1 to 1068 code for a protein of 355 amino acids. The transcript has 9 exons.